UAUAAACAAACAAGCUUCUCUAAAACUCAGACACAGUCUCAAAAUCUCAACAGUGCAUAGAUUCAAAGGUGGUUGUUUUUGAAUUAAGUCAUCGCUAUGGAUUUGGCAUCCGGUGUUGGUGGCAAGAUCAACAAAGCUCAAGUUCUAGAUGCUGUUGAUAAGUAUGAGAAGUAUCAUGUUCACUAUGGAGGGAAACAAGAAGAUAGGAAUGCUAACUACACUGAUAUGGUUAACAAAUACUAUGAUCUUGCUACGAGCUUUUAUGAGUUUGGGUGGGGAGAAUCUUUCCAUUUUGCACACAGAUGGAAUGGUGAGUCUCUUCGAGAAAGCAUCAAACGUCACGAGCAUUUCCUUGCUUUGCAACUUGGCUUGAAGCCUGGGCAGAAGGUUUUGGAUGUUGGAUGUGGAAUUGGAGGACCAUUGAGAGAAAUUGCUCGCUUUAGCUCAACAUCAGUUACAGGGUUGAAUAACAAUGAGUACCAAAUAUCAAGAGGAAAGGAACUCAAUCGUAUAGUUGGAGUAGACAAGACUUGCGACUUCAUUAAGGCUGAUUUCAUGAAAAUGCCUAUUCCAGACAACAGUUUUGAUGCAGUAUAUGCAAUUGAAGCCACCUGCCAUGCACCUGAUGCUUAUGGAUGCUAUAAAGAAAUUUAUAGAGUGUUGAAGCCCGGCCAAUGUUUUGCUGCAUACGAAUGGUGCAUGACCGAUGCAUAUGAUCCCAAUAACCAAGAACAUCAAAAAAUCAAGGCAGAAGUUGAGAUUGGUGAUGGCCUUCCAGACAUUAGGUCGACUACAAAGUGUCUUGAAGCUCUUAAGCAAGCAGGUUUUGAGAUAAUAUGGGAGAAAGAUCUUGCAAAGGAGUCUCCUGUUCCCUGGUACCAGCCUUUAGACACAAAUCACUUCUCACUGAGUAGCUUCCGUCUAACCGCUGUUGGACGAUUUUUUACCAGAAACAUGGUCAAGGCUUUGGAAUUUGCUGGAUUGGCUCCAAAGGGAAGUCUAAGGGUUCAAGAUUUUCUAGAGAAAGCUGCUGAGGGACUAGUUGAAGGCGGAAAGAAAGAGAUAUUCACACCUAUGUACUUCUUUUUGGCUCGGAAGCCUCUUUCGGAGAGCAACUAAAUUGGUGGCGCAAAUUGCAUUCUGUAGUAAGGACUUCAAAUCUUGGAUUGUGUUUUUUUAUGGCCUUAUCAGAGUGAUAUUGUCUGUUUUAAGUUAUUUUGUGUCUUGAUUUUGAUUCUAGUUGGUGGUAAUUAAGUAGGGUGAAGACUCACAUGCAGUUGUCUUUAUAUAAAGUUGAUAGUUGAGAACCGUUAGAUGGUAAUUUAGUUAAACUUGUCAAAUCAUCUAACGGUUCUUAAAUAUUAACUUCACAUGAAGACAACUGCAUGUGAGUUUGAGAGUUUCUACCAUUAAGUAGAGAUGGCUUUGAAUUUUCUCAAUGGAUGGGUUAUCACUUAUCAUGUCAUAUUUAUGUACCCUAUGCAGUGUAAGAAAACAUAAAUAAGAAAGAAACUAUGUGAUUUCUAACCCACUUAGGAAAUUCAUUGUCUCUAUCUUAAAUCUUUAUGAAAUCCAAUUCCUUA
Arachis ipaensis is the source of this 1583-nucleotide messenger RNA. RefSeq names its product cycloartenol-C-24-methyltransferase. Gene Ontology annotation, cellular component: endoplasmic reticulum. Gene Ontology annotation, molecular function: sterol 24-C-methyltransferase activity. Gene Ontology annotation, biological process: sterol biosynthetic process. The record is from RefSeq and is a predicted model, not a curated record. NCBI's taxonomy places the organism in Eukaryota, Viridiplantae, Streptophyta, Magnoliopsida, Fabales, Fabaceae.